Messenger RNA from Rhododendron vialii, 3795 nucleotides. RefSeq names its product probable LRR receptor-like serine/threonine-protein kinase At3g47570. Bases 1 to 3339 code for a protein of 1112 amino acids. NCBI's taxonomy places the organism in Eukaryota, Viridiplantae, Streptophyta, Magnoliopsida, Ericales, Ericaceae. The record is from RefSeq and is a predicted model, not a curated record. The transcript is spliced from 4 exons. Gene Ontology annotation, biological process: protein phosphorylation. Gene Ontology annotation, molecular function: protein binding; protein kinase activity; ATP binding. Gene Ontology annotation, cellular component: plasma membrane.
AUGGUCGAUAAGGAAGGUGUCGUAUCCCGUCCUACAGGAGAGGUAGUGACGGUCGCUCUCCCGGUUAACUCCAACGAGGUAUACACCGAAGAGCUCCUCGAGUCCGAACGUGAGUUAGUCUACUUAUUAUUUGCUGCAACAUUUCUUCCAUCAACUGAGAGAUUGGAUUAUAAGCUUCAAAAUCCCGUCGGAAUUUCGAGCAUGGGUGGUCAGAUGGGUCUUCCAAGGCCAUGGCCACUCUUCCUUUUUGUGCUUGCUGGUUUCCUAUUGUGCUUGGGUUCUGGCUUUCCUCAUCAUGCUGUAGCCGGCUCUGUACAACGCGGGAACGAGACUGACCGCCUAGCCUUGCUAGCCUUCAAGUUUGCUAUAACCAGUGAUCCCUUCGGAGCUCUAAACUCGUGGAAUGAAUCCAUCCACUUUUGUCAAUGGGUUGGUGUAACAUGCGGCCGCAGGCACCAAAGGGUCACUAUAUUGUCAUUAACUGGUAACAAGCUUACCGGUUCUAUUUCGUCUCAUGUUGCAAAUUUGAGCUUUCUCAAGAAACUAUGGUUGGAUAACAACAGUUUGAGCGAUGAACUCCCCCCAGAACUUGGCCGCUUGAGAAGACUUCAAGCAUUCUCAGUGCUUAAUAAUUCCCUUACUGGUGAAAUUCCCGCCAAUAUGUCAGGUUGCUCUAACCUCAUUGGUCUUGAACUUACUGGCAAUAGGCUGGUAGGAAAAAUCCCUGUGGAGCUCGGUUCUCUAACUAGGCUCGAUGGACUGUAUGUUGGAAAAAACAAUCUAACAGGAGGAGUGCCUUCAACGUUGGGGAAUCUGUCAUCUCUUACGAUACUUUAUGCGAGUGAUAACAGUAUUAGUGGGAGUAUACCAUAUUCUUUGGGUCGAUUGGGAAACUUGCAAGUUCUUGCGUUAGUGUUCAACCAGUUGUCCGGUACUAUUCCCUCCUCAGUAUUUAAUAUCUCUUCUAUCGAACAAUUUUUGUUGACAGCGAACCAAAUUCAAGGGAGUCUUCCUUCGAACCUGGGAAAUAGUCUUCCCAAUCUCCGAGGACUUGGUAUUACUGAAAACUUAUUGAUUGGAUCGAUUCCAAUUUCAAUAUCUAACGCCACCAACCUACGUUUUCUUCAGUUGGCAGCAAACAAAUUUAUUGGAAAAGUUCCUUCUUUAGAAAAGCUGAAUGGCCUUGAGUAUUUGUCCUGUGCUUCCAAUCAUCUGGGGACACGAAAAGCAGAUGACUUGAGCUUUCUCAACUCAUUGACCAACGCAACCAAUUUGUUGGGCCUGCAGCUGGGUCAAAACCAAUUCGGAGGUGUGUUGCCUGAAUCAAUCUGCAAUUUCUCUACAGGUUUUUUGCAAUUAUGGGUUGACUUAAAUGAGAUAGGUGGGAGCAUCCCAACUUGUAUAGGGACUCUGAUCAGUCUUGGCUCUUUUGAUCUUUCAAACAAUCAUUUUCAAGGUAAAAUUCCUUCUGAUAUUGGGAAGCUUCAAAAGUUGUACUCUCUGUCUCUCUCGGAUAAUAACUUCUCUGGGGAAAUCCCAGUGUCCUUGGAAAAUAUAACGUCAUUAGCCAUGCUUCAAUUAGCCGCAAAUAAUUUUCAUGGCAGCAUUCCUUCAAGUUUAGGAAAGUGCCCACUUUUACGGUUGAAUUUAGGUGGGAACAAUCUUGUUGGCACCAUUCCCCCAGAGCUUGUAAGUCUCUCAUCACUGUUGUAUUUGAACUUGUCUCAAAACCAUUUGAUUGGGACCUUACAAGUGGAAAUAGGGCGUUUAAUAAAUCUCGAAACACUAGAUGUUUCAGAGAACAUGUUGUCUGGUAAAAUUCCAAACACUCUUGGUAGUUGCGUAAAAUUGAUGUCAAUAUACUUGGAAGGCAACAAAUUCUCAGGAACCCUUCCUUCAUCUCUACGUCAUUUGAGAGGUAUGGUGGAGUUAGAUGUUUCUCGGAAUAAUCUCUCGGGAAAAAUACCAGACUAUUUCGAGGGUUUCCCCUUCUUACAGAAAUUGAAUAUAUCGUUCAAUAACUUUGAGGGUGCAGUACCAGAAAAUGGCAUAUUUAAGAAUGCAACAGCUAUUUUUGUUAAGGGAAACAACAAGCUUUGUGGGGGUAUACCUGAUUUGCAGUUGAGCAGUUGCCACCUAAGUGGAUUUGGUAAGAAAAGAUUUACGCCCUCUAAGAAGUUAAUAAUCCCCCUAUCUUUCGGAGUUUUAGGACUAAUAAUACUUGUGGUAUAUUUCCUUUAUCGUUGGUGGUUUAGAAAUGGUACAGAAGUAUCCACUUUUAGAAUUUUUGGCAAGUCAUUUUUGAAGCUGUCCUAUCGAACUCUACUUAAAGCGACUGAUGGGUUCUCUCCAGACAACUUGGUCGGCGUUGGUAGGUUUAGUUCGGUGUACAAAGGAGUUCUUGAUCUUGGUCAUGGUGACACAAUUGUUGCAGUGAAGGUAAUAAACCUUCAAUAUCGUGGAGCUUUCAAAAGUUUCAUUACUGAGUGUUCGGCUUUGAGGAAGGUCAAACAUCGGAACCUCGUAAAAGUUAUCACAGCAUGUUCAAGUGUUGACUAUCAGGGUAAUGAUUUCAAAGCUCUUGUUUAUGAGUUCAUGGUCAAAGGGAGCCUAGACGAAUGGUUGCAUCCAAAUGAAAAUGAGGCGCAUGAGGAGUCAAGGACUUUAAACCUUUUACAAAGGUUAAAUAUUACUAUUGACAUUGCUUUUGCACUUGAUUAUCUUCACCAUCAUUGCUCUGAACCAAUAGUUCACUGUGAUUUGAAGCCGGGCAAUGUUCUACUGGACAAUGAAAUGAUUGCACACUUGGGUGAUUUUGGGCUAACAAAAUUCCUUCUAGAAGCAACGUCUGAAUCUUCUGCAAAUCAAUCAAGUUCCAUUAGCAUAAGAGGGACUAUAGGUUAUGUUGCUCCAGAGUAUGGCAUGGCAAACGAGGUAUCAACCUUCGGUGAUGUUUACAGUUAUGGUAUUCUCUUAUUGGAGAUGUUUACAGGGAAGAGACCUACGGAUAGCAUGUUUAGUGGUACUAUGAGUCUCCAUAGUUUUGCCAAGAUGGCUCUUCCUGACCAAGUUGCAACCAUCGUUGAUCCAACAUUGUUUCAACAACGAGACAUGGGGGAGGCAAGCUCGAGUCUCUACACUCCUGACCGAAGCUCUCCUAGCAGUCACCAAAUUCAUGAGUGCUUGGUUUCAAUACUUAAAGUAGGAAUCGCCUGUUCACAGGAACUGCCCACUGAUCGCAUGGACAUAAAUGCUGUUGUUUCCCAGUUGCAUGCGAUCCGAAAUAGUUUGCUUGGAACUGGCCUUCAUCGAGACAGGAAAGCUAGAGCUGAAGUGUGAUCAUUAGUACGUAUGAUCCCUUGAAUGUCUAGUGACUUGAGAAACAGAACAUGCAUACUAUUGAAACCAUCGAAUUCCUGCUACAAUCCAGCAAACUUUGGUUUCUUAUAUGGCGGCUCACAACAAAAAAUUCCUUACCACUCUUCAACUUAAUUUGGUUUUCCAAAGUCAGCUAGCUAUGAUCCCUGUCAUUCAAGCACAAUAGUUCCAUUGGCAAAUGGAAAAUUCCUUUCCCCACUUUUUGUCCUUAUUUCUAUCAACAAUUGUAUUUUGAAGAUACUAUGUUGGCUCCAGCUUCCAAAAAAGGUGAAAAAGUCCAUUUGAGAGCUGCCGUUUCGAUGUGGCAAAUGCAGGGGAUGCAUUAUCUGCCAUUUAGUCAAUAAGAUGCCCAAAAAUCUGAUUUUUAAGCUGCUACAUUUAUUCGAUAUAUGCCCACACAAGUUUUUGUUGUCAUGU